AAUUUUUAAGUGGGCUUAAUUAAGUGGCAGUAGUUAAUUAUAGUUUUUGGGUGAGGUCCGAUUGGCCUAGUGCUCAUGUUUUAAAGCCCAUUAGACCCGUGCAUGAAAAAGUGGCAGAUAAGCCAUCCUUCUUCACCACCACCACUCGCUUAGUCGCUGCCUCCGCUUCUUCGUUGUCUCCGACGCCCGGCCAUGGCAAUGCUCUCCGUCGUGGCCGCUCCCAAGCCCAGGUACGCGCCCCUCUUACAAUCGUCCUCCUGCUCUACAGCGCUCCUCCUCCGCCUCGGCCUUCCUCAGCGGGACUCCCGCCGCCGCGUCUACGUCUCCAAGCUGCCCAGCCCGCCGCGACACACUCAGCCGUCGGGGGAGCAGGUGUACCAGCCCUUCCGCCCCCCGCCUUCCCCUCUUCCGGCCAAGUACCGCUCGCUCGGCCCCGCCGAGCGCCUCGACAUCCUCCGCGACCGCCUCGGCUUGUGGCACGAGUACGCCCCUCUUCUCCCCACCCUCGGGAACGACGGUUUCACCCCUCCCUCGAUUGAGGAGAUCACGGGCAUCCCCAGCAUCGAGCAGAAUCUCCUGGUGGUCGCCACCCAGGUCCGCGACUCCCUCGUCUCGACCUCCUUUGACCCCGAGUUGCUCUCCUACUUUGACUCCGGCGGCGGGGCGGAUCUGCUUUACGAGCUCCGCUUCCUGAACGCCACGCAGCGCGCUGCCGCCGCGAUCUACCUGAUCGAGCACCGCCUCGACCCCAAGGCCGCUCAGGAGCUGGCGCGGGCGAUGAAGGACUUCCCGCGCAGGAGGGGCGAUGAAGGCUGGAACUUCUUCUCCGCCUUCUCCCCGGGCGACUGCCUGGCGCACACCUACUUUCGCCUCAGCCGAGAGGCCAUCAACCCUAACGAGCGGGUGGCUGUGCUCAAUCGGGCGAUCGAAGCGGUGGAGACGGAGGCGGCGAGGAAGCGGGUGGAGGAGGAGAUGGAGCGGGCGACCGGGCGUUCGGAGGAGGGCGAUGGGAGCGAAGAGGCGGAGGGGCUGAGGGUGACGGUGCCGAUCGUACGGCUGAGGUACGGGGAGGUGGCGGAGGCGUCGACAGUGACGCUGCUUCCAGUAUGCCGGGCAGCGGAGGGGGAGGAGGGGAUGGCGGCCGCGCCGCGGAGGUGCAAGGCGGAGGGGGAGCUGGGAGUAGUGGUGGCGGAACAGGGGUGGGGGAGGUGGGUGGUGCUGCCCGGGUGGUCGCCGGUGGCGGCGGCGGCGGCAGGAGGGGAAGGGGUGGCGCUGGAGUUCGUGGACGGGAGAGUGCUACCGUGGCGAUCGAGCUGGGGGUGGGAGGAAACGGUGAUAGUGGUCGCGGACCGGGGGAAGCGAGAGGUGACGAAGGGAGCAUACUACGUGGUUGGCGGAGAAAGGAAGGGACUGCGCGUGGAGAGAGGGGCGGAACUGCUGGAUCUGGGAGUGGAGGCGGCGCUUGGGACGGUGGCGCUAGUGGUCAGGCCGCCGAAGGACGAGGACGACGACAUGAUCCGCGACGAAGAGUGGGAUUGAAUCGCGAUCGGUUCCACACCGGAAUUGACGCAAUAAUUUCGCCAUAAACGGAAACGAAAAGUUGAAUUGCGCAGCUGGAAACCUUGAAAAUCGGAAUCCAGAAGAUCACACAAUUGUUUUCCAUCACCAAGGAGAAGAGGAGAAACACAAACAUGUAAUAAACUUUUUUUGCGUUAUUGAAUUUCAAAUGCAUCAUCGUAAUCGAGAAGAGUAUGCUAUCUUGACAUCCUAACUCAUAACAUCGUAUGUACCAUCCCAAUAUAAUAUAAAUUUAUUAAGUAUUUCCCUGAAAAAAAAAAUUCAAAACUAAAAUUUGUAAAAUACAUCUCAACCCCAGUAAACAACACAUUGUAACUUCCAAUAGCAAAGCAUAAUGAAAAUUAUUGAUACACUGAACAAAAUUCGUGUGUCCCAAAUAAGAAUGAGUUUUCAAACCGAGCUAUAAGAAACAUAUCUGUAGGACGCCCACCUGCAAGCGCUUCAAACUAAUUGGUUUUCGACUUGGGAGCCAGCCUCUUGGAUUGUCGUCUUGCAAUAGUGUUCUU
Messenger RNA from Zingiber officinale, 2084 nucleotides. Its product is annotated as rubisco accumulation factor 1, chloroplastic-like. The transcript has a single exon. Gene Ontology annotation, cellular component: chloroplast. NCBI's taxonomy places the organism in Eukaryota, Viridiplantae, Streptophyta, Magnoliopsida, Zingiberales, Zingiberaceae. The record is from RefSeq and is a predicted model, not a curated record. The coding region runs from base 193 to 1539 and encodes 448 amino acids.